AUAGUGUUAAGUCUCUAAAUGUUAAAUUUUUAAUACUACUAAUUAUGCUGUUUAGUGUAAAUAUACAUAGAAUUUAAUAUGAAUAAAUAUAAAACCUGUCGUCAUGAGAUCAGCAAAGAAAAUAAUCAUAGGACUUUUAUUGCUUUUAGCAUGCUCGAUAACCCUCUCUGUAUUUCUAAUUAUGUCUUCAUUAACAUCUAAUUGCUCAUCGAACAUUUAUUCAAAGGUAGAUUUUGGCCAAAAAUCUUGGAGCGAGCAUCGUCUUGCUGUUAUCGUGCCUUUUCGCGAUAGAUUUGACGAGCUCUUACGAUUCGCUCCUCAUAUUCAUGAAUUCUUAAAUAAACAAAAAAUUCCACACUAUAUACAUGUGAUUAAUCAAGUGGACAAACUACGUUUCAAUCGAGCGUCUUUAAUAAAUGUGGGGUAUCUAUUAGCUCGUCAAAAUUGUGACUACAUAGCCAUGCAUGAUGUUGAUUUACUACCAUUGAACCCUAAAUUAAGUUAUAAAUAUCCUAGGAAUGGACCAUUUCAUGUUGCUGCACCUGAGCUCCACCCCAAAUACCAUUAUUCUACAUUUGUAGGUGGAAUUCUACUGUUAUCCAAUGAACAGUUUGAACUUGUUAAUGGUUUAUCGAAUAGAUAUUGGGGAUGGGGUCUUGAGGAUGAUGAAUUUUUUGCUAGGAUGCGUGAAGCCAAACUGAACAUAAGCCGACCCCAGAAUGUGAACAGUGGUAUUCAUAAUACUUUCAAACAUAUCCAUGAUCCUUCUGCACGCCGCCGCGACACAGCCCGCUUAUAUAACCAGAAAGAGUCUACAAGAAAAAGAGAUCGAGUAACUGGCCUUUCAAAUGUACAAUAUCAGUUGAUUCAGACUCAUCAAUUGAUGAUUGAUCAAGCACCUGUUAUAAUGCAUAAUGUCAAACUGAUUUGUAAUCGGACUUUAACGCCAUGGUGUGAACCAAAAGGUGCAAGUCUUAAAAAAUUAUGAAAAAUUAAAAACUACCUAGUUACUAAAAACAUUCAUAUUUUAAAUUAUGCAUUGUUUUUCUAGUCUCUAUAUCAUUAGCAAAAUGUAACAAUAAUUAAUUUUUGAUUUGCUUUUGGCUAAAUGUGAACUCUGUCACUUGUCUGGGAAUUUUAUAUAAUUUUUGCUAAGAAUUAAAUACUGUGCAAAAUCCCAUAUUCGAACAGCCCUUUAGUGCAAAAAUCAAUUUUCUAAACACUUUUUAACAAUCAAAAUCUUUUGUUUUUUUUUUUUCAAAAGAAAAGAGUCCCUUUUUUCUGCAUUUUCCAGGUCUGUCUUAAAGUCCUAUGCAUAAAAAUAAUUUUUUAUUAUAUCCUCUUGCAGCAGCAUCAAGUAUGAUUCAACAAUUAUACUGCUUUAAUGAGUUCACUUAAAAGAAAUGUUGAAAAGACAAAAUGAAUUACAGAAAAACAAACUUCAGUGAGAGGAAUAAACUAAACUAUGAAUAUAACUGAAGCUUAAUAUUAAUAAUACUUGAAACAACCAACAAGUAGAGAAACUGUUUAUAUAUGAAAGAGAAGAUUAAAUUUGUGUAUCCUCAAAUUAUGUUUUUUUAAACAUUUUUUUCGUGACAUUUAUUUUAUCAUAUUAAAUAUUCUUGUUAAUUAAAUGUCAUUUAACUAAUAACAAAACAUUAUAAUAUAAAUAUUGACAUCAUUUAUAAUUAAUUUGUUGUUUCAUUAAACAAAGUAUUUUUCAGAAAAAUUUGUUCUCUGAAGUUUGGAUAUGGGGCUUUCUACUGUAUUUCAUUUUGUUAAAUUUUAACAAUGUUUUCUCCUCAUACUUAGUAAUAAGUUUGCAUAACCUUAUUUUUGUAAAAUCUAAAGUGUUUUUUUUUUUCUUUUUCCACCAAAAAUAUAGCAAUAAUCCUUAUUGGAGUAUACACAAUGAAAAUCAAUUUUUCAACAAUGAUUUUCAUUUUUCUGCAUUUAAGGGGAAAAAUUUCUAAUUUUAAUUAUCUUUGUGAGGAUAAAUGCUAUAAUAAUGACAUCAGCAAGUACAAAGUUUAGGCAUUUGUUUGAAUUUAUUGUAUAUUUAAUGAAUUUUUUCAAUCUUGGACAAAAACCUAAUAUUUGAUGCAUAAAAUAUUUGAGUUUUGUGAAUUAUUGGAACAUAUUUGACCUUAGAAUUACGUAACAUAAUAUGUUUAAAGAAAUUCAUUUAGUCAAAUUAUAUUUUGAAAAUAGUCAUUAAACUUUUUGGUGCCAUUUUUCAAGCAUUCUUUUUUUUUAUCUGCUUUGUAGUGUGUUUUUGUCUUACCUUUAUUUAUAACAUGUUAUAUUUUGGUUAAAAUAAUGUAUUAUGUUGUUUAUAUUCAAUUGUAAUAUGGUAAUGUGAUGUACAGUUAAUUAAUAAUCUAAUCAAAUCUUAUUAUGACAUAAAAUGUUUACUUAUAAUCCUUGUAAUAUAAGAUAAGUAAUAAUAUUUAAAAAGUAGAAAUAUAUCUUAAUGCCUCUUUGAUAAGUUUUAAAUUAAAAAAACUUAUGGUCAAUUACAUUUUUAACAUUGUGCUCGUAGAUUUUACUAUUUAUUAAACAAUAACAGCUUUCCCAAAUAAAAUAAGUCCACUUUCACCCCUAAGUAAAUUUUUUUCCCUUUGAUCUUAUUUUCCAGUUUUUUUAGUUCCUCAAGCUUUUUUUAUUAUUAUUUGUGUUAAUUUUUAAUCAUCUGUAGUUUUCAAUUAAAAUAAAUGAACCAGAUAAUCUCUUUCCCUUAAAUUUAACUGAAUAAAAAUUCCAGAGAAUUAUUUCCCUAUCUUUUUAAUUCACUGCAGAAACAGUAGUAACUAUUCUAUUUGUUUUCAAUUAAUUUUUUGUAUUGGAGAACCAAAGUGUAGUUUGAAAUAGAAACUCAAUUUUCAGUAAAAGUUUUCAAAAAACAUAUUAAACAUUUAUACCACUUAACACUCAAUUUUUAAUUCAUAGUUGAACAUAUGUUAAUUUUUUCAAAACAUUUAAUUAAACUAAUAACUUAAUUGUGGAAAGAGGUCAUUUUCGAAUUUUACAACUAAUUAUCAUAUACGUGUCUUCAACAAUUUGAAAUUGUUCAUACAACGUUUAUUUAUUUGAAUUACUAUUAUUAAUUAUAUAUAAUAAUAAAAUCUUAAAUAAUCUCAAGUUGCCAAAUUAUAGUUCAUAAAAUGUCAUUUAAUUAUAAACAGAUUUUUUUAAAUGUUUGAUUUUACCUGCAGCAUAUGCUGUUUUAGAAAUUUUGUGACUUGAGAGAUUUUACAGGAAAAAUAAAUAAACUAUUUUAUAAUCUUAAAUGUUUAAAGUGUGGAAUUAAAGGAGCUAUUGACUUAUUUAUAAUUUUCAACUAAUUCAGUUAUAAAUUUUGUCGGAUAAAGCUUUAAAGUUUUGAAAUUUAUGGUUUGUUUCUUUAUUUGGUAUUAAAAAAUAAUUAUUUCAUAAUUAUAAAUUUCAAAAAUCACUAAAAAAUUUUAUUGGAAAACUGAGGAACCAUCCACAAAAUGAAAUUAAUUUUGCACAAUACAAAAACGCUUUCCAUAUUUAUUAAAUAUACACUCACAAUAUUUGUAGUUCGGAAACAUUAAAACUAACAAUUUAUUUUUUAAUUUUUGAAGAAAAAAAUUAAUAAAUGAUUAAAUAAAUAAUGAAACUUUGAAACAACUAAUUUUUUUUCUUUUUCAUUUUAAUUUAUAACCUAAUUAUAUAUAAAUAUAAUUCUAUGAAGAUUUUUAAUGCAUUCCAUUCCUUUACCACUUUUCACUGUUUUGGUUGCUUUUUUUUUUUUAAUCCCUUUUUUGAUUUGAGAAAUGGUAGCUAUAAAUUUUUUUUCUUUAAAAAAUGUAUCACAUUUUAUUCUGACUUUUUACUUUAAUUCUACUUAAUCUAUGGAAUAAUUAUCAAUUUAUUUUUACCUUUUAGCUAAUAUUAGAUGUCAUUAUUGUUGAUUAUUUAUUUCAUUAUUUCUGAAAUUUAAGUAGAAUGCAAUAAUGUCUUGUUUAAUGAAGUUAUACUUAAGAUAAAAAAUUUCAACAAUGCAGUAUUUUAAUUUAAAUUGUUUUUCUUCCUCUGCAUUAUAUAGGAUUCAAAAAAUCUUUGCUAAAUUUUGAAGGAAAAUAGUUACAAAAUAUGGAAAAGGUCAAAUUGAAAGAGAUUUAUACUUAUUUUCAUUUAAAAUCCUAUGUGUAUGGCACAAUAAAUAAAUACAAAAAUAAUAAAGAGAAAAACAAAGAGAAUUAAGAAAAUCAAUUUUUCAAGAAAUUUUUGAGUGCUUCUUACAUUAUUGUAUUGAUAUAUUUUGCUUUGGCUAUAUUGAUACCAUAUUAAAAAGCACUCCUUUUUGCGGACAUAAUCGUGUGAGCUGAUAAAAAGAUUUUUUUUUCCCUGGAUUUUUAUUGAUUUUUUUUUAAAUUUCUUCUUUCAUUAUUCUGAAAAACAAUUGAAUGUUUUUCUGAUUGUAGGAGGUGUUCAGAACUUUAUUGUGUUAUUCACUAUACAUUUCAAUUAAUAUCAAAAGUAUUUAUUAUCAUUUAAAUUAUAUAGUUAAAUAUAUUUGCUAAUAAAUGAAAAUUAGUGAAUUUUUUAUGCUGGUUAAAUAGAAUCAUACAAUAUUAUCAAUGGAAGUAUAUAUACAUUUAAAUAAAUUUUAAAUGUCAGUGAAAGUUAAAUCAAAAUUUUAUUCAGUCAUUAUUUUAUUAAAUUAUUUGCCUUUAUUUCUCAAAUAAGGGUUGAACAUUUCUCUUUUGGAAUUUAAUUGAAUGGCUUGGGCAAUAAGCCACAUUUUUCAAACUAUUCAGAAGACAGUUAUCGAUUAAAACACCACAUUUUCCUUGUGGUCAAUUUGAUGAUUUAGUAUAUUGUUGUCCAAUCUAGUAUAAAUUCUAGACAUUUGUAAAGAACAUAUUAAUUGAAAUCACAUUAAAAAGAAGUUUGAGGUAAAAAUGUUAAUCUUGGAAAAAAGUGUGGCUUGUGAUUGCAUUGCCUCAUAGACUUUAGUUAUAGGAUUGAUGUUAAAAAAUUUGAUUAUAAACAAAAAAUCUUUUUUUAAGCAUAACAUAUCUAAUUUUAAAAAUUAUACUUCUUGAUCCAUUGUUUUAAUUUAUUGUGAAAUGGGCUAAUUGAUUUUUUUUUAUGCAAUGAAAUCUUUUUAAUUUGCAAUUAAUAUUAUUGUAAUAUGAAAUAUGCUACUUAAAUUGUUUGUUUAUUUUAAUAGCUAAUCAUAACUGUAUACAUAUUAUAAAAUCUCUAAUACUUAAUUGUUAAUUUUCUACUGGUGUAAAAUACUUAUUUUUUCUGUAUUUGUGAUUUAUUGUUGCAUUUUUUUUCAACUGCAUCAACAUGUUCAGUUUUAUUUUGAAUCUCAAACACUUAAAUCUGUUUAGAAAUCAAUAAAUAAUUUUUAUUAUC
Messenger RNA from Parasteatoda tepidariorum (common house spider), 5397 nucleotides. RefSeq names its product beta-1,4-galactosyltransferase 7. The record is from RefSeq and is a predicted model, not a curated record. Gene Ontology annotation, biological process: proteoglycan biosynthetic process; carbohydrate metabolic process. Gene Ontology annotation, molecular function: xylosylprotein 4-beta-galactosyltransferase activity. Lineage: Eukaryota; Metazoa; Arthropoda; Arachnida; Araneae; Theridiidae. Gene Ontology annotation, cellular component: Golgi apparatus.